Molecule: messenger RNA, 1029 nt
Organism: Aspergillus mulundensis
Lineage: Eukaryota; Fungi; Ascomycota; Eurotiomycetes; Eurotiales; Aspergillaceae
Product: ANP1/MMN9/VAN1 family protein
Exons: 4
Coding region: 1-1029 (342 amino acids)
Biological process (GO): cell wall mannoprotein biosynthetic process; protein N-linked glycosylation
Cellular component (GO): mannan polymerase complex
Molecular function (GO): alpha-1,6-mannosyltransferase activity
Source: RefSeq, a predicted model, not a curated record
AUGGAUAUGAGCCUCAACGAGAUCUCCGAAUGGACCGCUCAUGCCCAGACUCCAGUCCUCUUCAACUACCACGAACCUUACGAAGUGAAUUCCAGCUCCAUCAAGAGCGUCGACCUCAACCCCAUCAAGUCCACGAACCAGGCCGUUCAAAACCGCGAGCGGAUUCUUAUCCUCACCCCGCUGAGAGAUGCUUCAACACAUUUGAACAGAUAUUUCGACCUCAUCUAUAAGUUGACUUACCCCCACGAGCUGAUUGAUCUUGCUUUCCUUGUCGGUGACACCAAGGACGAUACCUUGUCAAACCUCGCCUCCGAAUUACAGCGGAUCCAAGAUCAGGGCGACAAGGUCGCUUUCCGUAGCGCCACCAUAAUUCAAAAAGACUUCGGCACCGACUUCGAGAUGUCCGUGGAGGAUAGACACUCAUUCGCUGCACAGGGACCUCGGCGCAAGGCUAUCGGCAGGGCCCGCAACUAUCUGCUUUAUUCCGCUCUGAAGCCUGACCACUCUUGGGUGUACUGGCGAGAUGUAGAUAUUGUGGACAGCCCGGAGACCAUCCUGGAGGAUUUUAUCGCUCACGACAAAGAUAUUCUCGUCCCGAACAUUUGGUUCCACCGGUACAGGGAUGGCGUCGAUAUUGAGGGCCGCUUUGACUACAACUCCUGGAUUGAAUCUGACAAAGGGCGAAGACUCCGUGCUACUUUGGACCCUGACACUGUUUUGGCGGAAGGCUACAAGGAGUACGACACCGGCCGCGAGUAUCUCGUUGGAAUGGGCGACUGGAGGAACGACAAGGAUAAAGAGGUCGAGCUCGACGGCAUUGGCGGUGUCAACAUUGUUGUCAAGGCCGACGUCCAUCGCUCAGGAAUCAACUUCCCGGCGUAUGCCUUCGAGAACCAGGCCGAAACGGAAGGAUUUGCGAAGAUGGCCAAGCGUGCUGGAUACCAGGUCAUCGGAUUGCCAAACUAUGUUGUCUGGCACAUCGAUACUGAUGAGAAGCCCGGCAAUCUCGGCGACCGCAAGGCGUACUAG